GCGGAAUUCAAUCUUCCGUCAGCUGUUUGACAGAAAGGAAGCUAUUUACUGCUUUCCUUCCGAGGCUGGUGCCGGUUGUGGCUGUGUUUUCAUUUUGUAAUAACAUUUGAAUGUUGGUUUUGUUUUGUAUUGCAGUCGGUUUAAUGCCUUCGACUCUACUACUUGCUAAUUGAUAAGAGUCAAAUUUCGCCGAUAGAGACUGAGUCAUAAUAGGUGAUGUGUUUUUGUUAUUUUUGAGUUGUACAUUUUACUCGCUACAGUUUUUAUUCCAUCUUUAACAUGACAUCCGAAAAAUCUCAUUUUCCGAUACUCGGAUUUCUCGUCAUUUGUUCCAUGAUGAUUCAAAUCAGUGCUAAAUAUGAAUAUCAAACCAAGUAUCUGGAUGUUCCGCUGGAUCAUUUCACGUAUGUGAACGAGACUGUCACAUUCAAAAUGAGAUAUCUGGUCAAUGACACCUACAAUUCGGAUGGAAAAGGUCCCAUUCUCUUCUACACUGGUAACGAGGGUGAUAUUGAAAACUUUGCGCAAAACACCGGGUUCAUGUGGGAAAUUGCACCCAAGUUGAAGGCGUCGCUGGUGUUUGCGGAACAUCGUUACUACGGUAAAACUCUCCCGUUUGGUAACGCGUCCUACGAUUCUCCGAAACAUCUGGGAUAUCUCACAUCCGAGCAGGCUUUGGCGGAUUUCGCCGAUUUGCUUGCGGAGAUCAACCCCUCCAAUCGGUCAAGUCGCGGUCGACCGGUGAUUGCCUUCGGAGGGUCCUACGGUGGAAUGCUGGCCGCGUGGUUCCGUAUGAAGUAUCCGCAUCUGGUGACGGGUGCCAUUGCUUCGUCUGCUCCGAUUCGUCAAUUUGAUACCGAUUGCGGAGUGUUCAGUCAAAUUUUGACGUCGGUCUUCAGCGUUUCUUACACCAAAGAAUGUUCUGUAAACAUUGCCAACUCGUGGGAUGUCCUGAAGAACUACUCUUCGACGGCUGAUGGCUUGAAAGUCCUGAAGGAUAAGUUCAAGUUCUGUGGAAACAUCACCAAGGCAGAAGACAUCACCGGGACGUUCUUCGACUAUCUUACGGAUGUUUACGGAAACCUGGCUAUGAUUAACUACCCCUACAACUCGAGUUUCUUGGCACCGGUUCCGGCGUAUCCAGUGCGAGAGUUCUGCGGUCGCCUUGCUCAGAACUUCACCGGGAUGGAGUUGAUUGGUCGUCUUCAGGAAGCCUUGAGCAUCUACUCGAACUACACCGGCCAAACCAAGUGCUUGAACAUUGCCAAUGCCUACGAUGACAAUAUGGGAACCUCCGGUUGGGACUUCCAAUCGUGUACGGAAAUGUGGAUGCCGAUGUGUUCCGAAGGAUCCGGAAAAGACAUGUUCCCGAAGAAACCCUGGGACGAGAAGAAGUUUUCAGAUGACUGCUUCAAACAGUUCGGAGUGCGACCGAAGAAGAAUGCGGCUUUAACCGCCUACGGUGGAUUACAUUUGGAUGGUGCUUCCAACAUUGUGUUCAGCAAUGGUCUUAUGGAUCCGUGGUCGGGAGGUGGUGUUCUGCGAUCCAGCAAUAACGCUAUCAAGAUUGUGUUGAUUCCGGAAGGGGCUCAUCAUAUUGAUUUGCGCGCAGCGGAUGAAAACGAUCCGGGAUCGGUGCGGGGAGCACGGCAGGUUCACCUGCAGAACAUUCAGAUGUGGAUCAAGCAAUACCGUAAAAGACUGCACGGCUAGAAUGUAGGAACUGUAGGGCUUCCACUAAGAGUUGUUUUGGCUAACGUUGGUUGGACUGUCAAUUUUUACUCAAUAUAUAAGCAAUUUUACUUCAAUAAUCAAAUCAUUUCUAUUGAAAA
Messenger RNA from Aedes albopictus (Asian tiger mosquito), 1832 nucleotides. RefSeq names its product lysosomal Pro-X carboxypeptidase. The transcript is spliced from 4 exons. Gene Ontology annotation, biological process: proteolysis. The coding region runs from base 280 to 1713 and encodes 477 amino acids. The record is from RefSeq and is a predicted model, not a curated record. NCBI's taxonomy places the organism in Eukaryota, Metazoa, Arthropoda, Insecta, Diptera, Culicidae. Gene Ontology annotation, molecular function: dipeptidyl-peptidase activity; serine-type exopeptidase activity.